GUCGGAGCGUCUUUGUCAAGUGCAGCAUCGAAUUCAAACUUGUCAACAGGAGAUUUCAAGCUCACGAUUUCUUCCUCUGAUGCAGUGCUGCAAUGGUAUGGACAGACCUACUGGAAACUUUCAACUGAUACAAAAGUUUUUAAGAAUUCAAAUAAUAUGGUGGAAUACAUGGCCGUAAACAAUUCUGGGUUUUAUCUAUUUGGAGAUGGUGGAACAGCUUUUCAACUGGGAUUGCCACUGGCUAAUUUUCGAAUUGCCACGUUGGGUUCCUCUGGGUAGUUCACUAUCAACAGCUUUUCUAUCGCUUUCUUGACGCAGGAGUUUGUGGGGCCAGUUGAUGGUUGUCAAACUCCCUUGGCUUGCGGAAGAGCAGGGUUAUGCACUAAGAGCACUGAUUCCUCUUCACCUGUUUGUUCUUGUCCCCCUAACUUCCGCGUAGGCUCAGGUACUUCUGGUGGUUGUGUGCUGAGCAAUGGAUCCCAUUCCUUGUCACUUGCUUGCGAAAAUUCUUCAGUUGUUUCGUUUUCUAAUAUAGGGUAUGUUCAAUACUUUGGCACUUUUUACUCGGAUCCGGUUAUGUAUAAAGGGGAUUUAUCUUCCUGUCAAAAAUUUUGUUCCAAUAACUGUUCCUGCUUGGGAAUUUUGUAUAAAAACACAUCUGGUUCUUGCUACACGAUUGAGAAUGAGUUGGGGUCCAUUCAGGCAAGUGAUGGAGAUAACAGAGACAUGUUGGGGUUUAUUAAAAUUAACGUUGUUGAAUCUAAAACUGGUACUGACGAUGAUAGUGGUAAUAAGCAAAUUUCUCAAAAUGGGGGAUUUCCUGUGGCAGUAGCGGUGGUGUUACCUAUUAUUGGAUUCAUUAUUUUGAUGGCCAUAAUUUUCCUUGGGUGGAGAAGAUUGAUUCUUCUGUCAAAGAUUAAAGAAGUGAAACUAGGGAAAAACUCACCUUCUUCAGGGGACUUGGAUGCCUUCUACAUUCCUGGAUUACCUGCAAGGUUUGAUUAUGAAGAGCUUGAGGAAGCCACAGAAAACUUCAAGACUCUUAUUGGGUCAGGUGGGUUUGGAACUGUGUACAAGGGUGUGCUUCCUGACAAAUCUGCUGUAGCAGUAAAGAAAAUAGUGAACAUAGGUAUUCAAGGGAAGAAAUAUUUCUGCACUGAGAUCGCUGUCAUUGGAAACAUCCACCACGUGAACUUGGUCAAACUGAAAGGCUUUUGUGCUCAAGGGAGACACCGGUUGUUGGUUUAUGAGUACAUGAACCGUGGAUCCCUAGACCGAAACCUCUUCGGUGGUGGACCCGUGUUAGAAUGGCAAGAGAGGUUUGAUGUGGCGCUUGGAACAGCGCGUGGACUUGCUUACCUUCACAGUGGCUGUGAGCAGAAGGUUAUCCAUUGUGAUAUCAAACCCGAGAACAUUCUCUUGCAAGAUCAGUUUCAGGCUAAGAUAUCUGAUUUUGGACUCUCCAAACUCCUCAGCCCCGAACAGUCCGGUCUGUUCACAACAAUGAGAGGCACACGUGGUUAUCUUGCUCCAGAGUGGCUCACCAACUCUGCCAUUACAGAGAAAACUGACGUGUAUAGCUUUGGAAUGGUGCUUCUUGAACUCGUCAGUGGAAGAAAGAACUGUUAUUUCAGGUCAAGAAGCCAUAGCAUGGAUGAAAGCAACAGUGGUGGAGGCCAUUCCUCGACAUCAUCAACAACUGGGUUGGUUUAUUUUCCUCUAUUUGCAUUGGAGAUGCAUGAACAGAAGAGUUACCUGGAGUUGGCUGAUCCAAGACUAGAAGGACGUGUGACAUAUGAAGAACUGGAGAAAGUGAUUCGCAUUGCCUUAUGUUGCGUUCAUGAAGAACCUGUACUGAGGCCAAACAUGGUGACUGUUGUUGGUAUGUUGGAAGGUGGGACUCCAUUGCCAUAUCCGAGGAUAGAAUCUUUGAACUUCCUGCGCUUUUAUGGGCGAAGGUUUACUGAGGCUUCCACAAUAGCGGAAGAAAAUGAGUAUGGUUCU
This is a messenger RNA of Vigna umbellata (rice bean), 2004 nucleotides long. NCBI's taxonomy places the organism in Eukaryota, Viridiplantae, Streptophyta, Magnoliopsida, Fabales, Fabaceae. The record is from RefSeq and is a predicted model, not a curated record.